AUGAGCGUGGCACUCAGCCGCAAACGUUCGCGCCUGACCAUUGACGAGGACGAGGACGAGGUGCAGCACCGCAGAGAGCCGUCGCCCACUCUGCCAACAUUGGGCGAUGCCCUGAAGAGGUCCAAGACACAAUGUGAACUGGAAGAACUAGACAUGAUCAGUCCGGAAGAGGCUUGGAGUGUGGAUGUCGACGCAAUACUUGCCAGCAACACACUCGCGACUCUACCAAGCAGCAAGCUAGAAGCGCAUAACAAUUGGGCAAGAUACUCAAAACAGGAAUCAAUAAUAGUUUUGUGCGUCCAAGGAAACGUUCAAAUACACUACGAGCUGCUAUGCUCCGCACUCCCUGACCUCUACGCUCUCUCUCCCUCGCUCCAGGCCCUCGUACUCUGCCACGACCCCUCGACACAUAGACUAUCUUCUUCCGCGCCCUUUUCGCUCCCCGUCAUACAAGCCGCAACCCCUUCGAACAACCACUUCGUCCGCCUAGGCCUUCUACAUCCUCUCGGUGGAGGUAAAUUCCCAUUAGAUGCACUGGUCGUGCUGGACAAGCAGAGUAGAAGAAGGCUGGUGCUACCGUUCGGUUGGGGUGCUGGUAAACAUGCGGAUACGCCCGCGGGGCGGAACAUACAGAUGCGAUUGAUGGGACUGCUGAAGAGCUGUGUUGCGACUUUAGUACGGGAACAAUGA
Molecule: messenger RNA, 690 nt
Organism: Alternaria postmessia
Lineage: Eukaryota; Fungi; Ascomycota; Dothideomycetes; Pleosporales; Pleosporaceae
Exons: 2
Coding region: 1-690 (229 amino acids)
Source: RefSeq, a predicted model, not a curated record